Messenger RNA from Asparagus officinalis (garden asparagus), 2400 nucleotides. RefSeq lists its product as uncharacterized. Bases 156 to 2111 code for a protein of 651 amino acids. The record is from RefSeq and is a predicted model, not a curated record. The transcript is spliced from 16 exons. NCBI's taxonomy places the organism in Eukaryota, Viridiplantae, Streptophyta, Magnoliopsida, Asparagales, Asparagaceae.
ACAUCCAGGAGAACACGUAACUGCGCGGUGAUUGGUGUGUCACGUUAGCCCCAACUGUGCCGGCGGCACAACGAUUCACGCCGUAUAUAAUUCCGGCGAUUCAGCACCCAAACCGGUGUCCGAGAUUACUUCAUUCUCGAUCGCCUGAUCCGAAGAUGGAGAACGCCGGAGGGAACCCUCAGAAUAUCACUGUUCCCCCAGUUGAAGGUGUUGCUGGAGGAGGGACUGGUUAUGGUUGGAAUGAUGGUGUUUUGCAAGACUCGGUUUCAUUCGUUGGAGACGUUGAUCCUAGAAAGGUUCCAACAGCAGAUUUGUUACAUGUGUGGUGCAUGCCAAGCACAGCAAAUGUUGGACAUCAAGAAGUGCCUCGGCCAUUAGAGAAUAUAUCUCUGUUGGCUGCAAGAAAUGAGAGGGAAAGUGUGCAAAUUGCUUUACGUCCUAAAGUUUCUUGGGGUAGUUCGGGCAUUGCAGGGACAGCGCAGAUCCAUUGUACAGAUCUCUGCUCCUCAUCUGGCGAUAGGCUGAUUGCUGGACAGGCCUUAACUUUGCGACGAGUGAUUCCUAUCUUAGGUGUGCCUGAUGCUCUUGUACCUCUUGAUCUACCAGUCAAUCAAAUAAAUCUUCUUCCUGGAGAAACAACGUCAAUAUGGGUAUCUGUUGAUAUCCCAGCUGAACAACCGCCUGGUCAAUAUGAGGGAGAGUUUCUCAUAACUGCUGCCAAUACAAAUACAGACGGGACUUCAGCAAAUUCUCUUGGCAAUGUUGAGAAAUAUCAAUUGUAUAGAGAGCUUAAGAACUGCCUUGAUAUUGUUGAACCCGCAGAUGGAAAGGAGUUGGAGGACGUGGUAGAAAGAGUGAAAUCUGCAGCAUCAGCUUUGAAGAGAGUUCUUUUAUUCCCAACAUUCCAGGAGUAUGUUCAAGAUAAAGACACAGGAGAUAUGAUGGAUGAAGAUACUUUAACCAACGUCUCUAUCCAUGUGAAAAUAAGUGUUACAGUAUGGGAUUUCACUCUUCCAUUGACACCUUCCCUUCCAGCUGUAUUUGGUAUAUCCGAAACUGUGAUUGAGGAUCGUUUUGGUGUGGCACAUGGAAGUGAUGCCUGGUAUGAUGCAUUAGACCGUCACUUCAAGUGGCUUCUCCAAUAUAGAAUCAGUCCAUAUUUCUGUAGGUGGGGUGAAAACAUGCGGAUUUUAGCAUAUACUUGUCCCUGGCCAGCGGACCAUCCUAGAUCAAACGACUAUUAUUCAAAUCCGAGAUUGGCAGCAUAUGCUGUGCCUUAUACUCCCAUUCUUUCUGGUGACAGAGCAAAAGAGUCCUUGCGGAAGGAAGUGGAGAUCUUGAAGACUAAGGCUCAUUGGCGAAAGGCCUACUUCUACUUGUGGGAUGAGCCAUUAAACCUAGAACAGUACGGCAAGAUUUGCAGCAUGUCUGGAGAGAUAAAGGCAUAUGCCCCUGAUGCACGCGUCUUAACCACUUAUUACUGUGGUCCAAGUGAUGCACAGCUUGCACCUGGUACAUUUGAGGCCUUUGUUAAAGUUCCAAAUCUCUUAAGGCCACAUACUCAAAUCUUCUGUACAAGUGAGUGGGUUCUUGGCACUCGGGAGGAUUUAGUGAAGGAUAUUACUGAUGAAUUGCAAUCAGAGAAUGGUGAGGAAUGGUGGACCUAUGUGUGCAUGGGACCUUCUGAUCCGCAUCCAAACUGGCAUCUUGGGAUGCGUGGUACACAGCACCGUGCAGUGAUGUGGAGAGUCUGGAAAGAAGGUGGAACAGGGUUUCUCUAUUGGGGCACUAAUUGUUAUGAGAAAUCCAUGGCUGCUAGUUCCGAGAUAAAAUUUCGUCGUGGCCUUCCCCCUGGUGAUGGAGUUUUAUUCUAUCCUGGUGAAGUUUUUUCUUCUUCACAUGAACCAGUUGCAUCAGCCCGUUUGGAGCGCAUUCUCAGUGGCAUGCAGGAUAUUGAGUACUUGAAACUCUAUUCAUCAAGAUUCAGCAGGGAGGAGGGUCUUGCUCUCCUCGAGAAGACAGGAGUCUAUCUAGGGCCUGAGAGGUACACCCUUGAUCACAUGCCUAUUGAUGUCAUGCGAGCUGAAGUUUAUCGUACAUGCCAGCCUUGAAUAGAUUUUCUAUUUUUCCCACAUUGUAUUAUCAAUGUAGCGUUUUAUGUAGUUCUGGAAUCCUUCUCAAUUUCAGCAGUAGUGUGUUAGAAAAAUAACUUCCCAUAUAUAUGUGAAUUUGAAUGCCUAUAUGGUGCUUGGGGGACUUGUUUUUGUUUUUCUGCUCAAGAUGAUCUCUACUUCAUGAGCAAUUCCUCAAUGUGGAUAGUUGUACUGUAAAUAGUGAAGAAAGACUUGGGGGUGUUUGGCAAUUUGAAAGUGGAUUUAAAAUAUGCAAGUUAUUUUUUUU